Gadus chalcogrammus (walleye pollock) is the source of this 976-nucleotide messenger RNA. It is a transcript of the gene pax9, whose product is annotated as paired box 9. Gene Ontology annotation, molecular function: DNA-binding transcription factor activity, RNA polymerase II-specific; RNA polymerase II cis-regulatory region sequence-specific DNA binding. The record is from RefSeq and is a predicted model, not a curated record. NCBI's taxonomy places the organism in Eukaryota, Metazoa, Chordata, Actinopteri, Gadiformes, Gadidae. Gene Ontology annotation, biological process: anatomical structure development; regulation of transcription by RNA polymerase II. The transcript has 3 exons. Bases 164 to 976 code for a protein of 270 amino acids.
CCAGGAAACACAUCGCGAAUUGUCCCUCUUGCUCAUUAUCGGAGCCGUGGCGCACGAAAGGAUUUCCUUGACAUAAUUUCGGACACUCGCGACCCUGGACUCGGAGGCAUACCCGCACGGGAGGUGCAAUCCGGACACCACCUUCAUCAUCUGUGGACACAACAUGAUGGAACCGGCCUUCGGAGAGGUGAACCAACUCGGGGGAGUGUUCGUCAACGGGAGGCCGCUGCCCAACGCCAUCCGCCUCCGGAUCGUGGAGCUGGCUCAGCUGGGAAUCCGGCCGUGCGACAUCAGCCGACAGCUCCGCGUCUCGCACGGCUGCGUCAGCAAGAUCCUGGCCCGCUACAACGAGACAGGAUCCAUACUGCCGGGGGCAAUCGGGGGCAGCAAGCCGAGGGUCACCACCCCCACGGUGGUCAAGCACAUACGGACAUACAAGCAGAGAGACCCCGGGAUUUUUGCCUGGGAGAUUCGGGACAGGUUACUCGCAGACGGGGUGUGCGACAAGUUCAACCUGCCGUCCGUGAGCUCCAUCAGUCGGAUCCUGCGCAACAAGAUCGGAAACCUGUCCCAACAGAACCAGUACGAGUCCAGUAAGCAGGGGCAUCCUCCACCGCAGCCGACGUUACCCUACAACCACUUAUACUCUUACCCGACCUCCAUCGGGGCCGCGGGCACCAAGGUGCCCGCCCCCCAGGGCAUGCCGGGCCUCCCUGGACACAUGGCUAUGCACAGGAUUUGGCCCUCGUCGCACUCCGUUACAGAUAUUCUUGGGAUACGGUCAAUUACAGAACAGCAAAACGCUGAGUGGAUCGCCCACAGUGAGCAGCUCUGCCACAGCGCCCAGCACCCGUCCCUCCCCCCCUCCCACCCCAGUGUGGCGCUCCACGGGGUGCAGCGGCACCACGUCGGCCUCUGUGACCGGAGCCACCUGGCCGCCAGCCAAUGGCAGUGCUCCAUCUCCCCGCAGCUGUGA